Centropristis striata (black sea bass) is the source of this 981-nucleotide messenger RNA. Its product is annotated as histone H4. Gene Ontology annotation, biological process: nucleosome assembly. The coding region runs from base 31 to 342 and encodes 103 amino acids. Gene Ontology annotation, cellular component: nucleosome. Lineage: Eukaryota; Metazoa; Chordata; Actinopteri; Perciformes; Serranidae. The record is from RefSeq and is a predicted model, not a curated record. The transcript has a single exon. Gene Ontology annotation, molecular function: structural constituent of chromatin; protein heterodimerization activity; DNA binding.
UCUGUUCAUCUCGACUGAAGACUUGAAAACAUGUCUGGACGCGGCAAGGGAGGCAAAGGACUCGGUAAAGGAGGCGCCAAGCGGCACCGUAAAGUGCUCCGUGAUAACAUCCAGGGCAUCACCAAACCCGCCAUCCGCCGUCUGGCUCGCCGCGGCGGAGUCAAGCGUAUCUCCGGUCUGAUCUACGAGGAGACCCGCGGUGUGCUCAAGGUCUUCCUGGAGAACGUCAUCCGUGAUGCCGUCACCUACACCGAGCACGCCAAGAGGAAGACUGUGACCGCCAUGGAUGUGGUGUACGCUCUCAAGAGGCAGGGCCGCACCCUGUACGGCUUCGGAGGCUAAACACCACGAGGCUGCUCCAACAACACAACGGCUCUUUUAAGAGCCACCCACACACCUCAAAGAGACGCUUUCUGUUCAUUAUCAAUAUCAUUACUUUGUUGGAUGAAUAACCUGUAACAGCAGGAAUAGUUAUUUUCCCUAGGAACCAUUGUUUAUGGCGCAGCAAAGCUAAAGUGUUUGUUGCAACACGGACCGUUUUGAGUAAAGCACCUGAGAGUAACAGAGUUGCUGUAAUGUUGUGAACAUGACUGCCGGUCUUUUGAUUUAAUUGUGUUUAAUCAUGACCCAGUUGGGUUUGAAUAAGAUAUUAUGUAGGCCUCGGUUGUGGAAGAGAACAUAAUUUAACACUAUAAUAAACAAACCAACAAUACUGUCUUAGUUUUUUUUAGUUGGCAGAUCUAGAGGGAAAGUUACAUUAAGGUUUUAUACAAAAGUCUUGCAGAUGGUUGCAAAUAUAUUUUAUAUGCUUUCUAUGGCUGUUAGUUUGUGAUGCUGUAUUGUUCAAUGGGGUUCAAUCACUUUUUUUUUAAUUUUUUUGUCAGGUGAAGUGAAAACAUGGAUUUUAAGUACUCAGUCUUGUCAGCACUAUUUUUUAUUCUGUACUCUGCAGAUAUGUUUUUAUAAAUGAGUGUGUGUGCA